GAGCCCGCGGCCGCACGCCCCACGAAGCCGCCAGCCGACGACUACGAGCGGCGGCGGCGGCGGCGCCUCGGCUCCCCUGAUCUCCCCUUCCGGAAUGGACGGCCAGGCUCCACCUCUCCUCGAGGCCGUCGCGCCCGAGCCCCUUGCAGUCGCCGACGAGCUCCCGCCGCCGCCGCCUCUCGAGGUGGAGGACGCCCUACCCCUGGGUAUAGACGGCCAGGCUCCGCCUCUCGACGGUGUCUCGCCGGAUCCCCUUACCGUGUCCGACGAGGUGCAGACGCCGCCUUCGCCGACGGGCGAGGCGGAGGACGCCCUGCCAGUCGCGCCCGACGCCGUCAACGCUGCCUUUUCGGCGGUCCCCGACGCUGGCACCGGUGGCGUCGUGCUCACCGACGAGCUCCGCGACCAGAUCGUCAAGCAGGUGGAAUACUAUUUCAGUGAUGAGAAUCUUCCUACCGAUGAGUUCCUGUUGAAAUAUGUGAAGAAGAACAAGAAGGGCUUUGUUCCUAUUGAGACUAUCGCAUCUUUUAGAAGGAUGAAGAAACUCGUUCAGGACCUCUCAGUAAUUGCAGCUGCACUCAGGACAUCACGAAACCUGGUUGUAAGUCCAGAUGGGAAAAGGGUCAGGAGGUUACAUCCAUUGCCACAGAAUGAAUUAAAAGAUCCAAAGAAAAGCACAGUUUUGGUGGAAAAUCUACCUCCAGACUUCUCCAUGGAGAGUAUACAGGAAAAAUUUGGUAGAGUCGGCAAAGUUGUGAACAUAACAGUUAAUGAUCCAGAAUUAGUGAAAGAAUCUUCAACCGCCAAGAAGCCUGCAUUCAUUUUAAGUAGUAAGGUUCAUGCCCUUGUUGAGUAUGAAGCAGUGGAGGCUGCUGAGAAGGCUGUUACUACCUUAAGUGAUGAGAGCAACUGGAGAACUGGGAUGAAAGUUAGGCUUAUCUCAAAGGGAUCAGCAAAGCAUAGCAAAUCUUCAAAAGAAAAUCAGGAUACAGUUUCCAAAAAGAACAAUCAGAAUCAGCAUUCAAAAGAAGACCAGCAAACAAGCUCAGAAAAGAACAGCAUUGCUGAUUCAAUGGAGAGUACUAAGGACAAGGAAAAUUUGAACUCCGCAUUCACCACUGAGACUGAGCACCAACACCAAAAGCAAAAUCCUAAAGGUGCACGAAAAGGCCGGUACAAAGGUCAAGGUCAGAUUCAGCAAAAUACAGACAAACAAGGAAGUUCUGGUUCUGAGUCAUUAAACAGGCCUAUUCCUGGACCAAGAAUGCCAGAUGGAACAAGGGGCUUUACAAUGGGGCGUGGUAGACCUCUUCCACUACAGAAGUCUGAGAGGGCUGAAGAGUAGAGCUACCCAAAGAGGCCUGCUAAAAACCUAACCGAAGACAUUUGUCCAAAUCCGUUUUGUACAAAAAAAAACCUCGCAUGAGAAUAUCCAAGCUCUUUUCUGCAUGAGAUGCAGCACGGAAGAAAGGGAAUGACUUGUACAGAGCCGCAGUUUUGUGUGGGAUCUUUCUUAAUUCACUUGUUCGGUGGUUCGUUCUGGGGAAAUUCGGUUUUGCGACUGUUGAAGCUGCGCUUGCGUUUCUGAAGUACCCUUUAAUUGUGAAUGAAAUGACAGUUAAACCUUGCU
Molecule: messenger RNA, 1630 nt
Organism: Setaria italica (foxtail millet)
Lineage: Eukaryota; Viridiplantae; Streptophyta; Magnoliopsida; Poales; Poaceae
Product: la-related protein 6A
Exons: 10
Coding region: 95-1345 (416 amino acids)
Biological process (GO): RNA processing
Cellular component (GO): nucleus
Molecular function (GO): mRNA binding
Source: RefSeq, a predicted model, not a curated record